This is a messenger RNA of Chrysochloris asiatica (Cape golden mole), 1687 nucleotides long. RefSeq names its product dopamine receptor D3 (gene DRD3). Gene Ontology annotation, molecular function: dopamine neurotransmitter receptor activity, coupled via Gi/Go; G protein-coupled receptor activity. Bases 331 to 1629 code for a protein of 432 amino acids. The record is from RefSeq and is a predicted model, not a curated record. The transcript has 7 exons. Gene Ontology annotation, biological process: adenylate cyclase-activating adrenergic receptor signaling pathway; adenylate cyclase-inhibiting dopamine receptor signaling pathway. Gene Ontology annotation, cellular component: plasma membrane. Lineage: Eukaryota; Metazoa; Chordata; Mammalia; Afrosoricida; Chrysochloridae.
GACAGAGGCACAGAAAGAAGAGGAGAGAUUUUUAAAAACCCGAUCCUGCUUCCACCACCUCUAUUUCAGCACCAAGGACAGAGUCUCUGAGCAGCUGACCCGAGCAGCGUUAGUUUAGGGUCCCUCCCAAAGCCUCUAGAGAAAGCAGAUGCAUUCGAAAGCAGCUAUGAAACAUGCAGUAAGAUAUAAUAGGAAAGCUGGAAUAGCAGCACACAAGUGAUUUCACCUUAGAGGCAAAUAUGUGUCAUUUUUCUUUCUGUGCAUUUCCACAGUUUCUGUGUCCUAAGGAAGGCAAAGUUUGCCUUGCUUGGGUAUAUCUACUGUUAGUAAAUGACUGCAGGAGCUGAGUUACUAAACUAUCCAGUAUCAGAAAUUAGAAGAACAUUUCAGGGGAACCCCUUGGAGCCAAGACCCUCCCUCAUGGCCAUGGCACCUCUGAGUCAGCUGAGUGGCUAUGUCAAUUCCACCUGUGGGAUGGAGAACUCCACAGGUGCUAGUUGGGCUCGUCCACAUGCUUACUACGCCCUGUCCUAUUGUGCUCUCAUCCUGGUCAUCGUCUUUGGCAAUGGACUGGUGUGUGUAGCGGUGCUGAGAGAGCGGGCCCUACAGACCACUACUAACUACCUGGUGGUGAGCCUAGCUGUGGCAGACCUUCUGGUGGCCACCUUGGUGAUGCCCUGGGUGGUGUACCUGGAGGUGACAGGCGGAGUCUGGAAUUUCAGCCGUGUUUGCUGUGAUGUUUUUGUCACCCUUGAUGUCAUGAUGUGUACCGCCAGCAUCCUGAACCUCUGUGCCAUCAGCAUCGACAGGUAUACUGCUGUGGUCAUGCCAGUUCAUUACCAGCAGGGCACAGGACAGAGCUCCUGCCGGCGUGUGGCCUUUAUGAUCACAGCUGUCUGGGUACUGGCCUUUGCUGUGUCCUGCCCUCUCCUCUUUGGCCUCAACACCACAGGAGACCCCAGCAUCUGCUCUAUCUCCAACCCUGAUUUUGUCAUCUACUCUUCAGUGGUGUCCUUCUACCUGCCCUUUGGAGUGACUGUCCUUGUGUAUGCUAGGAUCUAUGUGGUGUUAAGACAGAGGAGGCGAAAACGGAUCCUUACUCGACAGAACAGCCAAUGCAUCAGUGUCAGGCCUGGCUUCCCUCAACAACCCCUCUCCCCUGGCCGAGCACACAUGGAGCUAAAACGCUAUUACAGCAUCUGCCAAGAUACUGCUUUGGGAAGGCCAAGUUUCCAAGAAGGGGAAACAGAGUUGAGAAGAGAAGAGAGGACUCGGAAUUCCCUAAGUCCAACCAUGGCACCCAAGCUCAGCUUAGAGGUUCGAAAACUCAGCAAUGGCCGGCUGUCAACAUCCUUGAAGCUGGGGCCCCUGCAACCUCGGGCAGUGCCGCUCAGGGAGAAGAAGGCAACCCAGAUGCUAGCCAUUGUGCUUGGAACCUUCAUUGUCUGUUGGCUGCCCUUCUUCCUGACUCAUGUUCUCAAUACCCACUGUCAAGCUUGCCAUGUGUCUCCAGAGCUUUACAGCGCUACAACAUGGCUGGGCUACAUGAAUAGCGCCCUCAACCCUGUGAUCUAUACUACCUUCAAUGUGGAGUUCCGAAAAGCCUUCCUCAAGAUCUUAUCUUGCUAAUGGAGGAAAGAAAGGAUUACUUCCUGUGCCCACCACUAGCUGCCAAGCCAUUGAGCCA